This is a messenger RNA of Gossypium raimondii (Peruvian cotton), 1623 nucleotides long. RefSeq lists its product as uncharacterized. Lineage: Eukaryota; Viridiplantae; Streptophyta; Magnoliopsida; Malvales; Malvaceae. The record is from RefSeq and is a predicted model, not a curated record. Bases 285 to 1586 code for a protein of 433 amino acids. The transcript has a single exon.
UUUGGGAGUUGGAGAGACCUCUCUUCUUGCUUGCAUGGUUGCUUUCAAAGUCCAAAACCACACAAACACUUCUACAAUAAUUUUGUUCUUUUUUAAAUCCCAUUAUUUUGCAAUUUCCUCCAUUAAAGCUCCUGUUCUUCUUCUUCCUCUAGCUUCCAUUGAAAUGCCUUCUUUUUCUUAAUCUUUUUCAUGUACAAAUGAAACUAUUACCACCACCAUCAAUGUCUGUAACAAAUCCACUUUAAUUUCUUACAACCACCCCCCCCCAAAAAAAAAAAAAACCAAUGUUUCAAAUGUCUAAACUUUACCAUAAUUUCCAUCAUACCAAAAAUUCAGUCUUUAGCUUUGUGCUUUUAUUACCACUUUUCCUUCUUCUUCUUUUAGCUUGUAAUGGCUUCUCUGUUUUCUACAUUAACCUCUCUGUUCCCGCCAAAACUUCACAGGAGCCCGCCAAUUUGUUACCGGAGAUCCUUCCCGGUGACAAACCGGUGAAAAAGUUAUCAUCUUCCUCAGUUAUGUAUGCAGUGAAAGAAGAGAACCCAUCUUUAAACUUAAAAACCCAUUUAUCUCUUUUACAAAAACCCAACAUUUCAAUGGUUUCAAAGCCAGAAAAACAACCUCAUCGUUUUAGUCCUCAAACAUUGAAGGCUUUGCAAUUAAGGACAACAAAAAGAACAAAGGGUUUCACUUUCUCCACCAAAUUAAGGGCUUUUUUCCAAAAUUCAAACUGUAAGCUUCGUUUUUUCAUGACAUGGAUUUCAUCAUUACACUCAUUGAGUCAUAGAGAAUUACUUGUCAUUGAAAGUGUGUUCAAAUCAAACCCCAAAGCUUGUCUUGUCAUUGUAUCCACUUCAUUAGAUUCCCCAAAAGGAAAUGCUGUUUUAAAACCAUUUUUAAACAUGGGGUUUAAUUUAAUCACUGUAAGUCCUGAUUUUGAUUCUAUAUUCAAGCACACAUAUGCAGAAACAUGGUUUAAUCGAUUAAAGACAGGCAAUAUCAAUCCAGGUGAGGUUUCUUUAGGACAAAACCUGUCUAAUCUACUCCGAUUGGUCUUGUUAUACAAAUACGGCGGCGUUUAUAUCGACACAGAUGUUAUUGUUUUAAAAAGUUUCAACAAUUUGAGCAAUGUCAUCGGUGCACAGUCCAUGAACAUUGAGACCAAAACAUGGAGUAGAUUAAACAACGCUGUGUUGGUUUUUGAUAAACAUCAUCCAUUGUUGUACAAAUUCAUACAAGAAUUUGCACUUACUUUUGAUGGUAAUAAAUGGGGUCACAAUGGUCCUUAUUUAGUUUCAAGGGUAGUUGGUAGAGUUACCAAUAGGCCUGGAUUUAACUUCACCGUGUUGCCACCGCCGGCUUUUUAUCCGGUCGAUUGGAGUCGGAUCCGAAGCUUAUUCCGAGAGCCUAAUAAUGGGAUUCAAUCGGAUUGGUUACGUCGUAAACUCGAGCAAAUCCGAAGACAAAGCUAUGCUGUUCAUCUUUGGAACAGGCAAAGCAAGGAUGUUAGAGUUGAAGAAGGUAGCAUUGUUCAUCAUAUUAUAUCAGAUUGUUGUAUUUUUUGCAAUAUUUCAACAUCAAGUUUGUAAGUAUAGAUUUUUAUAUAAUAAGGUUCAAUUUGUCUCA